Calliphora vicina (urban bluebottle blowfly) is the source of this 747-nucleotide messenger RNA. RefSeq names its product seminal metalloprotease 1-like. NCBI's taxonomy places the organism in Eukaryota, Metazoa, Arthropoda, Insecta, Diptera, Calliphoridae. The coding region runs from base 1 to 747 and encodes 248 amino acids. Gene Ontology annotation, biological process: proteolysis. Gene Ontology annotation, molecular function: zinc ion binding; metalloendopeptidase activity. The record is from RefSeq and is a predicted model, not a curated record. The transcript has 2 exons.
AUGCAUAAGUUCAGUUGUUUUAUUUUGGUUGCCUUGUUUCUGGCCCACUGCCAAACAGUGCCAGUUGAAUUAGAAAAAUCGGAGAGAGAUCCUGAAUUGAUAGGUGGCUUUUUUGAAGGUGAUAUGGAUAUAGAUAUCAAACGUAAUGGUCUAAUAGAUCCCACAAAAAGAUGGCCAAAUGGUGUGGUGCGCUACAGAAUUGACCAGGCUUUUAAUGUAAACCGCUCUAUAUAUAUAUUAAAAGCCAUGCAAAUCAUUGAAGAAAAAAGCUGUAUACGUUUCCUUCAUGCCACCGAUCUUGCCAAGGCUUUUAUACGUAUCAAGGGCGAACCUAACGGUUGCAAUGCCAAAGUCGGCUAUAGCGACACAGAGCAAUUUCUGAAUUUAGAACUUGAUUUUUUGGAUCAGGGCUGUUUUAGAAUUGGCAGUAUUAUGCAUGAAUUGUUACAUGCUUUGGGCUUUUAUCAUCAACAUAGUUCCUCAGAUCGUGAUAACUAUGUCAAAAUUAACUGGGCAAAUGUUGAAGACGGCAGGGAUAUUAAUUUCGUCAAGUAUGGUGCGAAUAUUGUUACCAAUUUUGGUGUUCCAUAUGAUUAUGGCAGUGUUAUGCAUUAUCGUGAAACUGCAUUCUCCAAAAACGGUGAGAAAACUAUAGUGGCCUUGAAAAGUACAGAUGCAACAAUGGGCCAGCGUUUGGCUUUAAGUGAUAGUGAUGUGCUAAGAUUGAAUAAAAUGUAUAAUUGUUAA